AAAGUUUUCAUUCGGUGCCAGAACUCGAGUCUCACGUCUUUGGCUUUCUUUCUCUCGCUUUUCCUCUCCGAACCAAUCCAAUCCAAUAUUUGUAUUUACGCAAGUGCUUUUCCUUCGCGUCGCGAGUUUUCCUCGUUUGUUUACCUCUGAUUAUCGCUGUGUGUGUACUUGGAUCUUAUAUGAAUGCGUAUGUGUGUGUUAGCCGGUGUCUAAAGUUUCAGUUUUUAUUUUUUAGAGACUGUAAUAAUGCAAUUGCCAAAUUAAAAGCGACACAUUUUUUUCUGCGACAUUGCUAAUUUGCUGAACAGAUUGCAAAUUACAAAUGUUGUUAAAUUUACCCAAGAUAUUUGCUAUUUACAAAAUAAAGGAGAUACCUACAUAAAUCUAACUGUCUCCAAAAAGGUUGGCGAGUGGAGACUGCGCGCUCACCGCGAAUGCCGCUCUCCCCAGAGAGAGCGGGUGGCAGAGCGAUUUGGAGAGCACGAUUUCGUGGCGCCGCGACUUCAGUUUGGAUUCGUCACUCGGUCGGUUCGGUUCGCUUUUCGCAUUCAAUCGCUCGCCAGCGGGAGUGAGUACUCACUGAGUACUGAACGAGUACUGAGUACUACUGAGUGAGUUAGUGCGCAGGCGUCGCGUUGUUCGAGAUGCUGGGAUAAUAAUGUUGAUGUGAAAAGUUCAUUCCCCAAAAAGCCACAAAAGUCCGGUCUGAAUAGUGUGCAAAAAAUAAAAUGUAGCCAGGUCGAAAGCAAAACAAAAAGAAAAAAGAGAUAAAACUCUGCAAAUACGGGUUUUGUUCUUAUCGCGCUCCUCUCGGUUUUGUAUUUUUUGUAGUUCUUGCUGCCCCAAGUGCUUGACCAUUAAAAGAACCUUUUACGUACACACACAUACACACAGUGCCAGAUCCUUAAGCCUCAACUUGGCGUUAUUUUUAGACGGUUAACAAAAAAUCUGGGAAAGCCAGGCAACUAAGAAACCAACUGAGAAACCCGCCAGCAAAAAGGCAACAGAAAUGGGCACCAAGUCACCCGGUGGUCCACAGCGCUGCCGUCUGAUCUUGCAGCGCUGCCUGGCCAUUCAGCUGACCAAGCCCGGCCACACGCCCGAGGACUUUUGGAUGUACGACUCGGGAUAUAUGAUAUUUCAGAACUUUCUGGCUGCCAACGCGCAGUGCUGGUGGAAUGGACCUUUGACUGCUGCCACGAGGGCGCUGAAAUACGCAGGACAUGUGGCACCCGGAAUGCUGCUGGUUACGGCUGAACCCUGUGCCCUGGAGGUCCUGCGAGGAGCCUUCGCCCGGAGUGUCCUGAAACCGCCAGCCACAUAUGUGAUCAGCUCAGUGGGUGACAUUGACGAUUGCAUAGUGACGCCAACGGUUCAAGGACAGUUCACGCCGCUUCCAGAGGCGCUCUGCGAUGUGAUCAUGGACCUCACCGCCGAGGGUCAGUCGGCCACCAUCGAGCAUGUGCGGGGCAAGCUGGGCGCCCGCUUCCCCCACAUGACCACGCCCGCCACCGAGGUCAUCUACGACUCCCUCGCCCAGCUGAUGCAGGAGCAGAAGAUCUACCAGACCUCCAAGGGAUACUUUAUCUUCACACCAGAACGCAGACGGAGUCGAUCGAGGCCGCGCAGCAAUCAUCACCAGCUGAACGGGAGCCUGGCCUACAGUCAUCUGGCGGAGGAGGAGCAGCAGCACGGGGAUGAUGUGGUCCCCCAGGAGGCUCGCACCAUGCUCAUGUCCAAUUCCGAGGCCUUGCACUCACUCUACGGCGAAAUCUCAACGGAGCGGGACGGCGACCUCACCCAUCAGUGCAUCCAAACGAAUCUGGCGGAUGUGAUCUGCGGCGGCAAUCCCAAUGACAAGAUCAUCUAUCCAAGGGCGGCGAAGCGACGCAGUGCCUCGUUUCCGACGCCGCGCAGCUUGGAACGGCGGCACAGUUUGCGGCUCUUUGGCUCGUCGAAGCGCCUGCAACGCUGCGCCUCCACACGAAGUCUGUCCAAGACCUACGCCCAAACGCUCAACACCACGGACAGCAGCAGUUCGGAAUACCAAAGCACAGAUUCGUCAUCACCCAAAAAAGGAUCUUUGCUCUCACGCCUGUUCCGACGCAGCGGUCGAGCCAAGCAGCGACAGAUUGAAACCUAUUCGGCCCAAUUCCCUCCAGCCGAGUGGUUCAACACCAGAGCCGUUCACCUGCACAGCGUGGGCACCCAGACGGCCGAGCACGACAUGCCAGUGGCCCACACGCUGUCCAACUCGACGUUCUACGACGGCUCGGAGCUGAGCCAGCGCUCCUCAACGUUGCCCCGUCGCCAUCGGCGCCACAUGUCGAGCGAGUCGACGUUUCUGAUUUCCUCCAGGGACUGCUCGCCCAUUCGCCGCCGAUCGCCGGUGUACUGCAGCAGUUCGCUACCUCGUUCCACGCAGUCGAUACCGGCCACCACGGCCAAGACGAAUCACUCGUCCCGCUUGAGUCAUGGCCACGGUGGAUCGGUGACGCCCACGCCGCCAAAGACGGCCCAAAAGUCGGUGAUCGGGAAGCACAUCUUUGAGAGCUCGCCAUCACGAUCCGCCACGCUAAAAGCGACGGCGGCCAAGCGCCACACGGACGGUCUGAUCAUCAACAGCUGCCUGGACAAUAAGGCCACGUACCGGAGCCUGCAGAGCAGUGGUCCCUCGAGCCUGGAGUCCUGCAAGACCUCGAUGCUCGCCAGUGGUCCAUCAAGCAUCGACAGCGGCAAGGUGUCCUUCAGCCAGAAGACCAGUGGCCACUCUAGUCUGGACUCGCAGUGCUCCACCAAUACGGCAGUGAUAGCACCAACGUCAAUCAGUAAUGGCGGGAGUUCUCGUUCAAUACUUCUGCUGAAUGGUUCUCCACGGGGGACACCACGUCAUCAGGCCAUGAGGGCACGAGUAGCAGAGGCACAGGCGCAAAGGCAAAGGGCCAGCACACCAAGUCGCAUCCUGGAGGAGAUGAUCUAUCCCGCAGGCAGCAGCAAUGGUGUGCCCACCUCCAGUAGCAACAAUUCCAUCACCCUGCAAGUGACCACCUCGAAUGGGAACCAAAGCAUCCCCAGCACCAAGAUCUUUGUGCAGAACUCACCAGUUAGGAGUGUGAUUACUUUGGAAAAUGGCAAAAUGCUGGAGAACUCUAAUGUGUUCAUCAUCAAUAAUGAGACGAUGACUAACGAGAAGGGCGAGAUAAUUAAGAAAACCUUGUCCAAGCAGACUUCGGCUGCUCCAGUGGCCACUUCGACGCCAGUUAAGCCGGAGACCGUUUCCGAGCAGCCACUGAGCGAAACGGAGGCCAAUUCCGAGACCUGCGACUCCAUCUCUUUCAUCAGUGAGAGUUCCCCGGAGAACACGUGUGCCGUGGAACCGGAGACUCCCAUUUACGAUGGAGGGAAGUACGCCAAGAACACGAAUAACGAUGCCACCAUGAAUAACAGCCGGAAACUGUGCCUCCAAUUGGCCAAUGGUAUUGCGUAUAAGAACAAUGUGCUGAAGAAUGAAUCCCAGCCGAAUUCGCCCAGUGCAGAUGCACCUUUGAAGUUGGCGGCGCUGGCCAAGCAGGAUUUUGAGAUUGCCGGCUCGGUGGGCAACCUGCACUUUUACGAGAAGAAUUCCAAGGAUGUGGGUGCCUCACAGAGCAAUAAUAUGAUGAUGAACAGUAGUACCGACCUCAAGAACCUGUGCUACGAGUCCGUGUGUCAGCUGCAAAAGUGCUCCAUGAAUGGCGAUGAACUGGCGCUGGCUCAUCUGCUCCACAAGUCCAGUAAUCCCUUGGGCAGUGAACCCAAUUUGGCACUAAAAGAUCUGGCCAACGAUAAAUCUUUUGAUAAGGAGGCCAUUGAUAGGCGUCUUAGUUUGACCAAGGAAUCGUUGGAGCAAGGAAUGGGCAACGUGUUGGCCAAUGGCGGCGAGGAGCUGUACAAUUUUCCCAGUCUGACCGACUUGUCAUUUAACUUUACAUCCCUGGCGGCGAGAAAGAUCCUACAGGGUGUGAGCCUCAACAGCAUUGAUACCCUGGUGGAACUCAAUAUGGCAGCAGCGGCGGCGGCGGCAGCGGCAGCAAACAAUGCGCAGGAAAAGCAGCAGAACAACCAGCCGGCGGCGGCGGGACCAACUGCCUCCGUUUGCACCGACUUUGGCAUGGUCUAAAAGGGCAUCGCCUCCGACCCGACAGAGAUCAGCACUGUGGGUACUUCGGAGACGACAGCCUCUUAGUUUAAUCAAACGACAAAAUCUUAGGGUCUAGAUAGGAGUUAUCUACUCUCCGCAUUUGGCAAGCAAUCUUGUGUAAUUUAUUACGAUUUGUUUUCCCCAUUCGAUAGCAGCAAUUUGUAUGUAUUUGUUUUAGGGUUUUAUCGGAAGCAAACUUUUAUUUACAGUGCCAAAAUACGUUUAGAUUAAUUUUAAUACUUAUUAUUUCAUAUGCCAGUUCGUAUUUUGCUUAUCUACCACAGACACACCGCCAAGCGGCUUCUGGCUAAGCAAUCCGAUUUAUGUAAAAAUCCACAAAAAAUACUAUGUGUUAUCCUUACUUUUGUGUACAUUAUUCAAAGUAAUUGUUUAUACUAACAACGCCCAAAUGCAAUCCUAUCUAUACACGAACCGUAACAGAACAGAGAUGUACUACGAACCUAGAAUUUAGCACUUAAAAACAAAAAUACAAUAAUUUUGUACAAGGCCUUAAUUAGUAAAGUCAGCAAUAAUACAAAAUAAGUUGAAUCACCAAUAAAAACGAUAUAAACGAAAA
Molecule: messenger RNA, 4757 nt
Organism: Drosophila rhopaloa
Lineage: Eukaryota; Metazoa; Arthropoda; Insecta; Diptera; Drosophilidae
Gene: knockout
Exons: 9
Coding region: 1010-4159 (1049 amino acids)
Biological process (GO): positive regulation of transcription by RNA polymerase II
Cellular component (GO): nucleus; cytoplasm
Molecular function (GO): DNA-binding transcription activator activity, RNA polymerase II-specific; RNA polymerase II transcription regulatory region sequence-specific DNA binding
Source: RefSeq, a predicted model, not a curated record